Molecule: messenger RNA, 1499 nt
Organism: Lactuca virosa
Lineage: Eukaryota; Viridiplantae; Streptophyta; Magnoliopsida; Asterales; Asteraceae
Source: the annotation of a GenBank genome assembly
AUGACAGAAAACAACACAGAUUCAAUAAUGGGAAUAGAAGAAACUGGCAAAUCUUUAAAAGAAACUCUUCGUGCUCAACAACAACUCCUUCAAAAACUUUACAAUGAAUUAGAUGUAGAAAGAGAAGCCUCUUCUUCAGCAGCUAGUGAAGCAUUAGCAAUGAUUCUUCGUCUUCAAGGAGAAAAAGCUUCUGUAAAAAUGGAGUCCGAGCACUACAAAAGAUUAGCAGAAGAAAAAAUGUGUCACGCAGAGGAAUCCAUUGAAAUAUUCGAAGAACAAAUUCACCAAAAAGAAAUGGAAAUUGCUUCAUUAGAUUGUCAACUUCAAGCCUACAGAUACAAGCUAGCAAGCUUAGGGUUUGAAGAUAUUGGAGCCAAUGAAACAAGCCAUGAAAGUCUUUUGAGAAGAAACUCUGCACCCCCAAAACUUCUGAGACUUGCUUAUUUGAAAAAAAAUCGAUCCAUAAGUCCAGAUUCUGAUAUAAAUUCAAGAACAUUGGAUGAAAAUGUAGGGGAAGAUGAAAGUCUUGAUUUAGAGAAACAAAGUUAUUGGGAUCAGAUUCGAAAGUUGGAUAAGAUAGUUGAAGAGAUGGCAGAUGAUGAAUAUGUGAAUUUAAGGAUCAAAUCUUCAAAAUCUUCAUCUGGGUUUCCUCAAAUAAAUGAAUUAGAUGAAAAUCAAAGUGUCAAAAAGUUGGAAAACGAUGAGAUGCCUUCGGAUACUUGUUCUUUAAGUGUGCAUGAUGUUUUUGAAGUACCUGAAAUUAAUGAGGUGGAAGAUAAUGGGAAAUUGAUCUUGGAAAGUGAAAAUAAGUUGGAAAAAGUUUUGAUUUUUCCUGAAGAGGCUAUAAAAUCAUACGAAAAAAUGCUACUUUUGAAACAGAAAGAAAAGGAGGUAUUUUUGCCUAGAGAGAAUAUUGUUGUGGAUUGCCACAUGGCGAUUGAUUUUCCAGUUGAAGGGUCAUCUCAACAAGUGAAGAGAAGAAUGGAAAGAAGAGAGGAUGAUAUAGAAGAUGAACAAAUUGGGAUUACAGGAAAAGAAGAAGUGUUGAGAUUGUUAAAUGAGAUAAAUCAGAAAUUGGAUUCGAUACAAUUUGAGAUCAGAAAUGGAAACAAGAAAAAUGAAAAAUUGUCUCAGAGCUAUGACUUGCAAAUGCUUCAACUUUCAGAGGCAAUGCUGCACUUUUGGCUGUAAUGUGAUUUAACAAUCUUCCUAAUUGCUGCUACCAUUACCAUGUAAGUGUUUAUGUUUCUAACUACGAGGUUUGGUGUGUAAAGUGAGAGUGGUUCUUGUGAUUUGAUUGGUUGGUGGCUUUUUAGAUUUGUUUGUACCUAUGGCAUAUAUACUUGUACAUAUCAUACUGUAUUUUUGAAGUCGCAGUUGCAGUGAAAGUUGACUCGAUAGUGGUGGAAUUGUAUUUUGAGAUAACACUAAAUGAAUUCUUGCAGUGUAAUUGUUGAUUCUGUUUAAGAUACUUGAAGUAUAAUUUUUAUAGUUGGUAU